AUGGGUGUCUGUGAUUACUUCCACGUGCAACUGUCAGACAACAAGCAGGUGAGGCACUUCCUGGAGCUGAGCUAUGCUGGUGCCAUCCUUCGGGACAGCUGGGUCCUGACAGACGUUGGCAUCACCCCGAGCAGUGCCAUCUGCUGCCUGCUGAAGCGGGAGCCGGUGGUGCGUGUGUUCAGUGCCGUGACGGGGGAGACCCUCUCAGUCUUGGGCACUGUGUUUCUCCUGAGUACAUCUGUGGCCAGGCUCAUGACCCUGGUGUCCCAGCAGUGUGGGCUUCCCGUCAGCUCCUUCAGACUGAGCUCUCCCACCGGCCUGCAACUCUACGACUGCAACCGGCUGCACGACUACGCCAUUGACCUGGGGGCUACUCUACGGUUGGACACCUGGGAUGGGUGGGCGGAGUUCCUCAGAGGCUGCUUCCUGGGACACAGACUGACCGUCCAACGACACCUGUCUAGGGAGAGACCUGUGAUGAGGUUCCAGCUCCGGGUGGCACUCUACAUCGCUGCUUCUCUGGGCCACCUGGACCUGGCCGGCUGGCUGCUGGGGGUGCGUGUCAUUGAGCCGGUGGGGGUUCACCCUUACCGUGAGUGGUGCCACCAGACGGCCGACCCCGACGUCGCCAAGUGUCCCGCUGUCGCCUCAUCGCGCGGCCAGCUCACCAUCCUCAAACUCUUCAUCGCCAGCAGCAUUCUGACCCUUGCCUGUCGGGAUCCCCAGGGU
Molecule: messenger RNA, 729 nt
Organism: Oncorhynchus masou masou (cherry salmon)
Lineage: Eukaryota; Metazoa; Chordata; Actinopteri; Salmoniformes; Salmonidae
Product: protein ANKUB1-like
Source: RefSeq, a predicted model, not a curated record